AUGCCACCUCGAAUACCGCUCGUACAAUGCCUCCGGGCCCAAAAUGGUACGUGUCUAGAUACCGACAACUUCAACGACGUCUAAUGUCUUUCAGCAUGCCCAGCAUCGACCUCACGUGCCUUUUCCUCGACUCCUUCAUCACAAGCAUCGACCGUGACCCAGCGGAAGAGACAUCGUGAUCCAUAUGCCAUCGCACAGGCGAAGGCACGAAAAGCGGCAAACUUGAGCAGACAGGAAGUGCUGAAGAAAGAGCGGGCCUCGGUUCUGGGAGAUCCUGUUCGCGGUGUCACGACUCCUUUCGUGAAGUCAUUUGAUGAUGCUCUUCCGCUGGAGCCAUCGCCAUCCUUUGCAUCGACUAGAACUCGAAUCGAUGAGUCUCCCGUAGAUGACGCGCCUGGACCCGCAGCUGAGAGAGACGAGCACUUAAAUUUCUACUUCUCGAAGAGCGAGCUAGACAGCGGCAUCAUGAGGAGCAAAUGGCUUACGCAGCCUUUGGAGUCGACACCCGAGGUUACCAAAGAUCAGACAACACCUGCAGAGGAAGUCUCCGCGGUGUCAGAGCCAUCUGAGAAUCCGGAGGGGGUGGAUUUCUAUAACAGUGCAAUGGCAGGAAUUCUGCAAAGAAAGUCUGCCAGCGCGAGUCGAGACCAAGCUGCUCAGGACGACGCGAGAAUGGUCACUGGGCAAGAAACACUCGAAGAUCGCAUAAAGCGAAGGAGGCAAGAGCACGAGACAGCGCAGGAAGCGCUGAAGCGCAUAUCGAGCCUGUCUCUUGGCAGCAGCAAAGAUCGUCUGCGCGUCAACAUCCAGCGCUGCAUCGACGAGUUUGGCCGGCACAACACCGACCACACUCUACCUCCUCGACCCGCGGCGGCAGUUACUGGGGAACAACCGGAGGCGUUUCCUCGGGUUGGCAGCGAUACUGGAAGCAGCGAGGUCCAGAUCGCCAUCUUGACAGCCAAGAUUCGGACCCUGGCAGACUCGUUAGAGUUGAGAGGCACACCGACCGACAAGGUCAACAAGCGAAACUUACGACUUUUGGUCCAUAAGCGCGCGAAGUUACUAAAGUACAUGAGAAGGAAAGAAAGAGGAGGGCCCCGAUGGCAGAAUCUGAUCGAGAAGCUUGGUCUCACCGACGGCACCUGGAAGGGCGAAAUCAGCCUGUAA
Messenger RNA from Lecanosticta acicola, 1167 nucleotides. Lineage: Eukaryota; Fungi; Ascomycota; Dothideomycetes; Mycosphaerellales; Mycosphaerellaceae. The record is from the annotation of a GenBank genome assembly.